ACUGAAAAAAAAAAGCCAUAGAUUGUGUUCUUGUUAUGAUAUGAUAUGAUAUCAAACAAGAAAUAAAUCUCUCUCUCUCUUUCUCACACCUACUUACUCUCACUACUUGGUAGCUACCAUGGGAGAAAAAGAAAAAGAAAAAGAAAAAGAGAAGAACAAGAAGAACAAGAAGCAAAAACACCAACACCCCAAUAAUGAUCAAACAAUAAAGCAUCAAGAUUUCUCAUUCAAACCAAGCUCAGAGGUAAAGGGUCUAAGAUUUGGAGGCCAAUUCAUAGUGAAAUCAUUCACAAUAAGAAGAGCAAAACCAUUGGAGCUUCUCAAAGUUCUUUCAUUCCCACCAACCAAAACCAACCACAACAACAACAAGAACAACAAGAAUAGUAACACUAAGGUUCUUCCAUUCCCAUCAACAUCAUGUUUUCUUCCCACAAACUUCACAAUCUUAGCACACCAUGCUUGGCACACCCUAACACUUGGCCUAGGAACAAAGAAGUCAAAGGUUCUUGUGUUUGUGUUUGAGAAUGAAGCAAUGAAGUCACAAGUUGACAGAACAUGGCCACAUGAGAUUGCUCUUGGUGAAGUCAACAAGAAACUCAUAAGAGGCCUUGUUGGUUCUGAGAUGGCAAGGUUCAAAUUCAGAAAAGGUUGCAUCACUUUCUAUGUCUAUGCUGUUAGGCAAAUUGGUAGCUUUGGAUUCUCUUGUUCUGAGGAUCUUAGAACUGUUCUUCAAUCUGUUGUGGAGCUUAAAGAUUUCUUGGAUCACACUGCCAUGCUUUCUAUGCCAAAUCAAAGAAGCAUUACUCAUCAGGGCCAGAGUUUCCCUAUGCUUAAAGCUUCCAAUGGAGCAGAAAAGUGGAAGGGAAAAUUAAAAAGGGAAAGAGGCCCAUGAUUUUCUUUUUUCUUAGCUUGUGCCCACCUAUGCCUUUAAUCAUAGCAUGAGAAGGACCCCAUGUUAAGGUGCCAACAAACUUUAGUUUUCACAAGAAUCAUGGAACAUAUCUUUCUAUCUAACAAGGCCUUGCUGAUUGAUGUACACAUAUAUAGAUAUAGACCAGUAUGUGCAAUGCAAGCAAAUUAUUCCAAUAACUUGUAGCCAUUUGUGUUGACAAUUAUUUUUUAUAUUCAUCAUUUUAUGAUAUGUGAUGAUGAGAUUGACCCCUGAGAGAGCCAAGUAGAAUGCUCUUGUUUUGGAGUUUUGAGCACAAUAAUUGUAGUAGGCCUGCACUGUGGUUCCAUACCAUGCCAUCCACCACAAAAGGCUCUCUAUUAUGUAGUGUUGUCACAUGGGAUAACUUGCAAUUUCAUUAUAAGAGAGGAGAGA
Arachis stenosperma is the source of this 1324-nucleotide messenger RNA. RefSeq lists its product as uncharacterized. The coding region runs from base 119 to 892 and encodes 257 amino acids. Lineage: Eukaryota; Viridiplantae; Streptophyta; Magnoliopsida; Fabales; Fabaceae. The transcript is spliced from 2 exons. The record is from RefSeq and is a predicted model, not a curated record.